Olea europaea var. sylvestris is the source of this 1046-nucleotide messenger RNA. RefSeq lists its product as uncharacterized. The record is from RefSeq and is a predicted model, not a curated record. The transcript is spliced from 3 exons. NCBI's taxonomy places the organism in Eukaryota, Viridiplantae, Streptophyta, Magnoliopsida, Lamiales, Oleaceae. The annotation marks the transcript as partial.
UUUGACUUGUAGGUAAAUUGGGCGUUACUUUAUGAUCUCUGAAUUAAGAAGAAGUAAAGAGGGAAUUUAAAUCUCACACUUUUACCAACUUUGGACUUGCGCAUCUCAUUCAUUGGGGACGAUGGUCAUAUGGAGAUAGUGGCAACAUUGAGCACCGAUGCUCAAUGCUCAGCUGUAGAAGUUGGAGAAAUUUCAGCAGAUAAGUCUGGACGAUCUUUCUUGAUCAAGAUUCCAGAUGGUGAGAUUUUCUAUUUUUGGUGCUCAGAAAAGUCUAAGCUUCUGGGGAAUGAAUUGCUCAGGAAGAUGAAGGAUUUACUUACAAGGAAACUAUCACUAGCUGAAUUAUCUGGAAUUCAUGAUUCACGCUUCAACUGUUUCGCGAGUCGCCUUCGAGCGUAUCUUGCUGGAUCAGUGAUGGCUAGUGCUCAAGCUAGUUCAAUUCUACCGGCUACACCUUCUCUGGACAACUCAGUUAAUUCUUCUGAAUCUUCAUUGGAAUCUGUGAAGACUUCGAGAUUUGGGGUCAAUGGAAGUUGGGGAACAAAUUCAAAUCCAGUCUAUCAGGCUAUACUCAGUCCUAUGUCUAGUUCUUUUAAAGACUUGACUUCAUUCAGUGGUGUUGCCAGGGAAACACUGAGUCGGUGUGAAGAUGUAUGCAUGUCAUUUGCUGACAACCUAGAUGUAGCUUCACCAAGCUGUGUAGAGCCAACUAGUUCAAUUUGCUUUGAGAAGGAAGAGCUUUCAGAAGCAACUGGAACUAAACUAUUUCCUCCAUUGAGUUUUCUAGAUGCACUUGGGAACUCUGUAGACCUGCCUUUCUUGGGGCUAGAAACUCAAAUUCCUUCACAGCUGCCUUUUUCAAUGGGUGAAUCAGUAUCUCUACCUCCACUUUCUUCUCUUCUUGCAACUGCCAGGCAAUCUAGCUGUUUGACAUCAAAAUUACCUCUUAAUCUUGACCAGGUCUCCCCUGUAGACUUUCCUCCUCUGCUGCCUGAGCCAUUGGUCAGGUUGCCACUGCCAUUCCAACUUCCCAUACCAACAUCACA